AUGUCGGCGCUCUUCAACUUCCAGUCGAUGCUGACGGUCGUCCUCCUGGCGAUCUGCACAUGCACGUAUCUGCGGCCGCGCUUUCCGUCUCUAAUCGACAACAAGCAACCGGGCUUCAAAGGCGUGCUGGGGAAGUUCGCGGUCCUCGGCGACCGACUUUCUGGCUAUGUCUCCGCUGCAUGCGUCCUCAUGGCGUUCUCAACUCUCUUUCUUCGCUGA
Messenger RNA from Besnoitia besnoiti, 219 nucleotides. Its product is annotated as putative transmembrane protein. The transcript has a single exon. NCBI's taxonomy places the organism in Eukaryota, Apicomplexa, Conoidasida, Eucoccidiorida, Sarcocystidae. Bases 1 to 219 code for a protein of 72 amino acids. The record is from RefSeq and is a predicted model, not a curated record. Gene Ontology annotation, biological process: intracellular transport; protein secretion.